Molecule: messenger RNA, 3696 nt
Organism: Prunus avium (sweet cherry)
Lineage: Eukaryota; Viridiplantae; Streptophyta; Magnoliopsida; Rosales; Rosaceae
Product: WPP domain associated protein
Source: RefSeq, a predicted model, not a curated record
CUUAAAAGAUUAUGAAUAUGAGAAUAAAAAUUGAAGAGAAUGAAAAUGAUACCUUAGAAUAGGUCAUCAUAUCAUACAACAAAUAACCCACAUUUCUUGGGCAAUUAUGAGAAAAUAGAGAUUGGUUUCUGCUAGUAAUUCUUUGUUUCCACCAUAGAAAAUGAGAUUCUUGUUUUGCUUUUUAUUUGUUGUUGCUUGUUGAUUGAAACAUACCAAACUGAGAAACUAUGGAUUCGACCAUGAUGUGGAUCGUGCACCAAGCAAUGAACAAUGCGCAUGAAAAGAUGCAGAGCAAAGAAGGUGUUCUUCAGCGCUUGAAUGAGAUAUCCAGAUUCUAUGAGUUGGCUGUCAUGCAGCUGGAAGGGUGUUUGAAGUUUGUUCGGCUAGAGACCGACAGCUGCAUUCUUGAGAGCAGCCACGAGCAGGUGCUGACAGACUUGACCGAGAUUCGAAACCGCCUUCAAGGGCGCCUCAAGGAGUCUGAGAUGGCAAUCAUGGCCAAGGAUAGAGAAUUGGCUUCGCUACGUUCCAGCGCCGCGAAUCUCAAGCUUGAAAGAAGAACGAAGAGUGAGCCUGUUGAAGAAUACAUUUUUAGUAAUAGGAUGGGUGGGGAUGAUGAGAAGGAGGAUGAUGAUGAUAGAGAUAAUGAACUUUUUUGCGAGUUGAAGAAUUCAGUGGAUCAGCAGGUUUUGAAUAUCAGACAGAAGCUUCAGCCUAAUUACAGGUUCAAAGAUAAGGAAGGAAAUUCGGAAGUUGUUGAAGGGAUCAACAACAAAAGGAUAGAGCAGAUGGGUUCAGACAUGGGGAUUUUGAAGGAAACUUUGGAUCUUGCUUUUGGGAAAAUGCAGAAUGCCAUUUUCAGGUCUGAGGUUGGGCCAAUUGAGCAGCAAUGGAGAUGGGAUGUUGAGAAAGACACAAUGUCUGCUUUGCUUCAAGGGUUCAUGAAUGAUUUCCAAGAAACUGUUGAAGCACAAGUGUGGAAGGAAAAGGAGCACGUUUGUCUUGGCUUGAAGGAGUACUGGUAUGAUUUGAUGGAUGAGGUUGCGAACUUGCGCUGUGAACUAGAUUCUGUCGUCGGUGAGAAUGAGGUGGUGCAAGUGAAGAGUACUGAUCCAUUGCAAACAAGCCUUGGAGGCAAAGUUUCAAACAGAACAAAUGAAAAGCAUUCACCGGAAGAUUUUAGUCAUGGAAAGCCUGAAAAUCAGCUGUCUUUAAAGGCUGAAGAGGUUAUGCAAGAAGUUCAUGAAGAGGAAAGGGGAGAGGAUGGAGGCCACUUUGUUUCCAAGAUGAUAAAGAAUCAUGAAUCCAUCAUCCGGAAGAAAAGUGCAGAGGUAGAAGAGCUGAAUUUGCUGAAGAGAGAAAUUCUUCUACAGAAAGGGAAUUUGUCUAGCAGGAGAGAAGAGAUUGGGAUGCAAGAAAACAGCUUGAAAAGAAGGGUCCAGGAAAUUAUUUUAAAACUAGACAAAUUAAGAGAUUGGGAUGUUAAGCUUAAUGAAACUUUUGGUAAUUAUGAGUUUGAUGAGGAAGAAACUCUUUCAGAGGAGAGGUUCCUGAAAUCUGAUGCAAAUCAUAUUGACAAUUUGGAACUUGAUACUUUGGAAGAUGUAUGGGAGAAGAUGGAUAAAGUACCUUAUGCAGUAAAUGAAGAGCUACAAAAUGAAGGGAGCAGGCUGAAACAAGACCAAGAAGAAGAAAAUUUGAAAGCUGUGAUAAUGGAAAGGACCUAUGUUACUCUUCUUGAAAGUUUAAUAAAAGAGAAUCACAUUGAAUUACAUGAUUUUGAGUUAGAGAACCUGAUUUGGAAGGACAUAUGUAAUGUUCUCCUUACAGAAGUGGUCAAUCAAUGGAAGGAGAAUAUUGAAGGUAACAACAUUGAAUCUCGAACCAGAGAAGAGAUAUAUUGCACCGUCCUCCGCGAGGCAAUCAAGGAUUAUAGCUCAAAUGGUAACUUUGCAUUAGUAGAGUGUCAGGAUUUGAGGGUUGAAAAUAAUUCUUUGGAAGACUCAGCAUUCUCAGACAAGUUUUGUUACUUGGAAGGAACAAUAAGAGAGGAUGUAUGCUGGACCCUUUUGCAUGAAAUGCUCAAGGAGUGGAAUGAAUGUAUAUAUGGUUGUGAAACUGAGAGCCUUCUUAGAGAAGAGGUAGACUGGCUUAUUUGUAAUGAGACAAUCAAAGAUUUUGUAAAAACUGCCGGUGAUCCAUUGGCUCGAUAUCAAGAUUUUGUUACCAGAGAGUUUCUUCAGACCACAGAAAGUUUUGUGAGGGAGGAUAUCUGUAGGGUUUUCAUCAGAGAAACGAUCAAGGAAUGGAAGAUGGAGAGUCUCAGUAGGGAAGAAAUUUUUCAAUUUGUCAUGGUUGAGGUAUUGAGAGAUGCAUUUGACCUGUUUAGAGAAGCUGAUUCUGGGACUCAGGACAAAUUCCCAAAAGGCAUGCUCUUUGCUAACAAGUUACAGAAUGAUAGACAGGUCGGUGCAGAGGAGAAUUUGAAUGAAAAGAUAGGUAUGGAGGAAGAUCUGAUGUCAAGUGAAAGUUCUAAAGAGUUGUUAACUAAAUUGCACACUUUCAGUUCGGUGAGCAGCAAGCUAGCAAGUAAGGCUCUAGGAAGUGAGUUAGGAUCUAGUUUAGACAUCGUAGUUGGCGGUUUACAAAAGGUUUAUGAUCAAGUGAGUCCUGCAGUAGGUUCUGCACAUAGCAGUGAGCCGUCUUAUUGCCAACCAAAAGCAAACAAAGAGGUUCAAUUGAACCCAUCUGAUUCUGUGUUUACACCUUUCCUCAGAUUUCAAGAAGCGUUGGUGGACCUUGAGCACUCAACAAAAGAAAAGUUAGAAAUAAACUUCUUGAGAUUGGACAAGAUGAGGGAUGGUAUAAAUAUACUUGUUGAACAUGUUUCCACCUUGAGAAAAAAAGAAUCACUUUAUAGGAACGCUUUUACUAGGAGAUGUCAAGAUCUGUGGAAGGCUGAGACUGAGGUGGAUCUUCUGGGUGAUCAAGUGGAUGUUAUUGUAGGCCUUCUUGAGAAAAUUUACCCCAUAUUGUGUCAUCAUUCGCCGGUUCUGCAGCAGUAUUUUGAGGUCUCAGACAUCUUACAGUUGAUCAAGAAAGAACUAACUGGAGCUGUCAAUACAUCCAAAAAUUGACAUGUGCAUGAAACCAUCUUCUGCCUAUCAUUUUUUUAUUUUGUAUUGAAGAAAAAGAUAAAAUGUGCUUACAGAAAUGGAUCUAGUCUGUUAUCAAUGUUGUUUUAGCUGAGGCAAAAUAAAUGAAGUCAACCAAAACAAACAGAAACACAAGACUGCAGGAGAAGACAAGUGGGAAAGCAACAAGGAAAAAAGAAGAAAACAAAAAAGGAAAAAGCAUUCCUCAAUAGGCUGGCGAACUAUACUAUGUUUUGAGAAGCCCAGAGAGCAAACCAAAACUAAGCUGGCAAUUAGCUCUCGUCAUUGAUUUUAUCUUGAAGCUUUCGAAAGGUUUGUUUGCCGUCUAGUUCUUGUCUUUUUCUGUUUAAGUGAAGGAUAAACGGCUAUACAUUGUGCAUAUAUAAACAUGCAUUUCAAGUUCUUGAUUGUUUAUGCAUCAUCAAAAGCUCUCAUGGCCACACUGCUUCACCUAUGUUCCUGUUCUGUUCUAGUUUUGGUCCUCUUUGUUAACUUCGUGACCUCUUAUAACCACGUUAGUCUCACACCAGCGGGCGCACCU